Molecule: messenger RNA, 378 nt
Organism: Aspergillus brunneoviolaceus CBS 621.78
Lineage: Eukaryota; Fungi; Ascomycota; Eurotiomycetes; Eurotiales; Aspergillaceae
Exons: 1
Coding region: 1-378 (125 amino acids)
Source: RefSeq, a predicted model, not a curated record
AUGGAGGCAACAGGAGCCGCGCCCCCCAUCUUCGGCAUGCACGAAGACGUCCCGUACGUCAUCAUGGAAAACAACCCCGCCCAGACGCCCCGUCAGGUCCGAGUCCACACCCUCCUACUCCAGGAGGCGAAUCUCCCCCGAGACCGCUGGGUCGGGUUCGCGAAACGCGUGCUCCAGCAUUUCUGGAGCCGCGAGCCGCAGGACCAUCGGCGCCGCGGCGCGCUGGUCAUCUACGAGGACCGCGUGCGGUUCUUCCGCGAGGACUGCUGGGGGAUACACGAGGCGGUCGAGUUCGUCUUCGACAAUGAGCUCGAGUGGUACUCGCAGUUUCCCUACACGCAUGUCAUGCGGGGGUUUUAUAUGGCCCUGGAGGUUUGA